CUCACCACAUAUUUAAACAGAGGAACAGAUCUCUGUUCAGAUGCUUUAGUUCAGAUUUUACUGAAGCUGAACUGUCUGACUGAACUCGUCUCUACCAUCCUGAGCUCAUCCUGAAAUCUUAAAGCCAACAUUAUCACAGCAAGCUGGAGCUGACUGGACCCUGUCCUCACCACAGCAGACUGUAGUUUUCUACAAAAGACAAGACAUGAUCUGUAUGAAGAUGACCGUGUGUGUGGUUGGUGUGCUGUUGCUGAUGACUGCUGUUACUCUUGCUGCUUCUAUAUCCAUAUGGAAGAUCAGUGCUAUGGAGUACCCCCUGGACAUGGCUGAAAACUCUGUGGAUGACUCCUAUGAAGGCUGCAGAGAUGCCAUGGAAAAAUUAGUGCUGUCAAAGUAUACUAAACAGGAAAGAAAAAAGACUCCUGGCUUUGCUGCUGCCUGGAAAAUUGCACUGAAUGCAAAAAAAUGUUCUAAAGAGGAAACAUUCAAAAAACAGUGCGCAGCCAUUUACCUGUACACAGGGAAUCCUGAGAUAAAUAAGAAUUGUUCAUAUAUAGAAUUUAACGCUGCUACUCGUAAAGGAAAAGCAGCUUACAAGUCCAACAGCUUCCAGUUUUACACGCUGUUUUUCUAUCUGACUGAUGCCGUUCAACAACUCAAACGCAAAACAAAAGGGUGUUUAACCACAUAUCGCAGAACUAACGCUAAAUUCCCAACAAACGUUCGCAAUAAAACCAUUCGAUUCGGCUCGUUCACCUCCACCUCUUUAAAGGAGCCUCCAUCUCGUUUUGGUGAUAAAUCGUGUUUUGAAGUGGAGACGUGUUUCGGAGCUGAUGUGACAAAAUACUCAAAAUUCCCAACUGAGAGCGAGGUGCUAGUCCCCCCGUACGAGGUCUUUCGCGUCACGAAGAUUAAAACAAAAGACAAAAAAAACAAAAACCUGUGGUGCAAGGUGGUUUAUGAACUCAAAAGUAUAAAAAAAAUGAGGAGUGACCUUAAAUGUGCAAAAGUCAAGUAGUAUAGUACCAUCCUGAUCCAGCUUAAAGAUCUUAAAGAUCUUAAGAUCUUAAAGAGGCUAUGUUCACAUAGCAGGUAAAAGUGGCCUGAAUCUAUUUUUUUUUUUCAUUAUACAAUAUGUGUGGUAGUGUGAAUGGAAACAGGUACAUUUAAAAUGUGGUUUGAAGCUGAUUAGCAAAUAUUGGAUUCCAUGUGGUUUCUGGCUCAAAAAUCACUCUGCAAACAAACUAUAUAUAAAGUAGUGUUGAAAUUUGAUGCACAUCUGAUUUGCGGCAAUGUGACACAGUCUAAACAGCCAGAGCAGAAUUAAUAAUGUGUCCUUUAUACAGAGAGCCUGAAUUCUCUAUAGCGUGAUAGCUCUGCAAUUAUGAAACCGAAACUUCAUGUGAAGCUUUACUUUUUUUGAGAAUCUUCAGGCAAGUGUCAGAUAUGGGUCACAUAAAAAGACUGUGUAAAUAGCUUUAAAAAAGUUCUUCAGAUUUAAGCCCUAUCCGGACAGGAUUAGUUUCUCAGGGGGACGUCUGUGAAAAAUAUUCCACACAUCUACUCAGUGAUAAAACUCUUGCAUACGGACUGCAAUUGAAAAAACAGGAGGACCAGUGAGCUUUUUGGUUUUCUAGGUCACAUGAAAUCACGUUCAGUAGCUCCUCCAUUUCCACUCGCUGUUUUGUUUACAGAGAUCUCCAUGGAAACGCUCACCCAAAGUAAAAAAUAAAAUUACCGGAGGACCACAGAGUCCAGCAAAAAACAGUAGAUAAUUCAGCGUGUAAUUUUCUAAGAGGAUGUCUGAGAAAAACACGUACAUGGUCAAUCCGAACGAGAAUAAAAUAACAGAGGACCCCCAUAAAAAAGAAAAGUACCCCAGGACUCCCCUGAGAAACUAAUCCCGUCCAGAUAGGGCUUUAGGCCACUUUUACCUGCUGUAUAUACAAGCAUCCUGGUCAGAGAUUAGUUCUGAUCGGAUGUGCUUUAAUUAAUGCUGAAUAUUAUUGUUUUACUGCUCUUACAAAGAGUAAAAUAACUGUAAUGAUAUAAGAAUAUUGCUUAUCUCAGGGACAGCUCUACAUAUCUCCUGCUUGUUUAAAUACAUUUUAUUUUCUUUGUCUGAUUAUUCUUUGAUAUGUUUUGGAUUACUCUUCAUUUAUUAAUUAUUUUUCUUAGCUUGUUAAAAUCACAAUGUUUACUGCUAAUAAGAGUUUUAGAUUAAUGUAAGACUGACAUUUAUUAGUGAAAAAUCAGUUAAAUUUUGCUUGCAUUGCUUUGGUUAAAACUGGACUACAGCAACUCAUAAGUUCAGUAGAGAAAAAAAAUAUCUGUUUUUUUGUUGUUUUUCUUUCUUUCUUGUUCUAUAU
This is a messenger RNA of Astyanax mexicanus (Mexican tetra), 2369 nucleotides long. Its product is annotated as NAD(P)(+)--arginine ADP-ribosyltransferase 2-like. Gene Ontology annotation, molecular function: NAD+-protein-arginine ADP-ribosyltransferase activity; NAD+ poly-ADP-ribosyltransferase activity. The coding region runs from base 206 to 1018 and encodes 270 amino acids. Lineage: Eukaryota; Metazoa; Chordata; Actinopteri; Characiformes; Acestrorhamphidae. The record is from RefSeq and is a predicted model, not a curated record. The transcript is spliced from 3 exons.